Jaculus jaculus (lesser Egyptian jerboa) is the source of this 1441-nucleotide messenger RNA. It is a transcript of the gene Tefm, whose product is annotated as transcription elongation factor, mitochondrial. Gene Ontology annotation, cellular component: mitochondrial nucleoid. Gene Ontology annotation, biological process: transcription elongation by mitochondrial RNA polymerase; mitochondrial transcription. Gene Ontology annotation, molecular function: DNA polymerase processivity factor activity; nucleic acid binding. The record is from RefSeq and is a predicted model, not a curated record. The transcript is spliced from 5 exons. NCBI's taxonomy places the organism in Eukaryota, Metazoa, Chordata, Mammalia, Rodentia, Dipodidae. Bases 74 to 1261 code for a protein of 395 amino acids.
CGGACACUUUCUGAGAAGCACGCAGGAGCCGGAAGUUGGUGGAGGAAGACGGGACCAUGAGAAAUAAUAGAUAAUGGCCUGGAAGAUGGGUCUCACGUGUCUCAUCAAGGAGGGAGCCCACACUGGCUUUGAAAUCUCCAGACCGAGGAUGAUUUUGAACUCCUGGUCCUCCAGUGCCCAUCUCCCAAGUGCUGGGAUUUCAGUUUUCCUUUCAGGGAGGGCUAGAUGCUUUCCAGUGUUGGAGUCAUUUCUGCUUCAGGCCGGAAGUAAUCUCUGCUGUCGGAAAAAAUCCACUACACCUGAUAAAACGAUUCCCAGUGUUGAUGUCUGUGAUGAGACUGCAAAAGAAUCCGGAAGUGCACUCAACAAGCUCUUCUCUUCAGAACAGCAGACUGCCAUCUUGCACGUACUGAACACAGCAUCUAGUAAAGAACUUGAAGCUUUCAAAUUGCUUCGUGGGAGAAAGUCCAUCAAUAUUGUAGAACACAGAAAAAAAUUUGGGCCAUUUGAAAAUUUGGAAAGUUUGAUAAAUGUGCCCUUGUUCCAAUACAAAACUGCUCUUCAAGUUUGUAACACCAUUCUUUGUCCAGAGACUGGAAGGGAAAAAAGAAAAUUACAGGAAAACCGGCUGCUGGGGAAGUUCAUCAAACCAGAUAUAGAAAGAAAGAGACUUAAGGCAGUUAAUAGUAUCGUAUCUAUUGUUUUUGGCACUCGAAGAAUUGCAUGGGCUCACCUCGAUCGUAAAUUGACAGUGCUGGACUGGCAGAAAAUUGAGUGUUGGAAAUUACUGAAUAAAACAUACACAUCAUCAGUCUACUUGGAAGAGAUUUCUUCCAUCAUUUCAAAGAUGCCUGGAGCAGAUUUCUAUGUUCUGGAAAAAACAGGACUUUCCAUUCAGAAGUCAUCUCUGUUUCCUAUACUGUUACAUUUCCAUAUCACAGAAGCCAUGCUGUAUGCCUUAUUAAAUACAACUUUUGCUCAGGAUGGCCAGCAUCAGGUGCUGAGCAUGAACAGAAAUACUGUGGGCAAGCACUUUAACCUGAUGAUUGGUGAUACUAGGACAAGCGGGAAAGAAAUAGUGAAUCAGCUCCUCUCUCAGUCUGUACUGAAGGCCGAGCCUCGGGUGUUCUUCCCACCAGAUAAAAUUGUGCGCUACAGACAGAUGUUUUCUGCAGACACACAGAGGAUUGAAGAACUGUAUGAUUCAUUGCUACAAGCUAUUGCUUUUUAUGAAUUAGCAGUGUUUGACACUGAGCAUUAAACUGAUGUUAACACACUCGGCUCUAAUGUUACAUUAAUUUAUUAGUCCUAGAGUUGUAAAGCCACCUGUUGUAAUCACUCAUGUAAAUCGUGAAGAAAGCAUGUUGCAAGUGUAUUUUCUAUGUUUAUAAAGCCAAACUGUGGGCUGAGAUCAAAUCAAUAAAUAUUUUGUGGAAUUCUA